Messenger RNA from Protobothrops mucrosquamatus (brown spotted pit viper), 1904 nucleotides. RefSeq names its product Yip1 domain family member 6 (gene YIPF6). Gene Ontology annotation, biological process: endoplasmic reticulum to Golgi vesicle-mediated transport. The record is from RefSeq and is a predicted model, not a curated record. Gene Ontology annotation, cellular component: trans-Golgi network; membrane. NCBI's taxonomy places the organism in Eukaryota, Metazoa, Chordata, Lepidosauria, Squamata, Viperidae. The transcript is spliced from 7 exons. Bases 1 to 711 code for a protein of 236 amino acids.
AUGGCGGCGGCGGCGGCGGGCGGAGAGGUGGCGGUGGGCGACGGAGCCACGAAGCCGCUGUUUGCAGGUCUUGCAGAUGUGUCAAUAUCAGAAGACAUUCCUGUAGAAGGAGAAAUUACUGUUCCUGUGGGAUCUAAUAUCCCAGAUGAAGACUAUUCCACAUUAGAUGAACCAGUAAAAGAGACAGUUAUGCGAGAUUUAAAAGCAGUUGGAAAGAAAUUUGUCCAUGUCAUGUAUCCCAAAAAGAGCAGUGCCCUCCUCAGAGACUGGGAUUUAUGGGGUCCAUUAAUCCUAUGUGUUUUACUUGCACUAAUGCUUCAGGGAGGAGCAGCAGAUAGUACAGAAGACAGAGGCCCUCAGUUUGCAGAAGUCUUUGUUAUCAUCUGGUUUGGAGCAGUUGUCAUAACACUCAAUUCCAAGCUCCUUGGAGGAACCAUAUCUUUCUUUCAGAGCCUUUGUGUCCUGGGCUACUGCAUCCUGCCACUCACCGUGGCUCUUUUAGUGUGCAGGCUUGUACUGAUAGCAAACAGUGGGACUGCUGGCUUCGUUGUGCGUCUUUUAGUUGUGGUAGCAAUGUUUGGCUGGUCAACUUUAGCCUCUACCGCUUUCCUGGCAGACAGCCAACCCCCAAACCGCAAAGCUCUCGUUGUCUACCCCAUUUUCCUUUUCUACUUCGUCAUCAGUUGGAUGAUCCUCACCUUUACGCCAUAGUGAAUGAAGGUGCUCUCAGCAAAGACGACAAAACCGAAUGAAGGUGUUUUUGUUGCUUUUCAAUGAAAACCUCUCUCUGUGGUUGACCUGCCUGCCUCUUGCUCUGUUUCUGCCGAUAUUUAUAAUGAAUGCUGUGAAAAGGCUGGCAGGUUCCAUGUCGGAAACCACAAACUGCUCUUACUCCUAUUUCUUUGAAGAGCACUACUGAUAUCUCCUUGCUGGGUUCUGUUUUCUACUGAUUCUGUGUCAGCCUCCAGUCAGGAGAAUGGCUAGAUGUAAUCCUAUCUUGGCCAUCGAGAUUGUUGACAAAAGAGAAGACUGACUAUCUAGAGUUAACUGAUUUAUCAGAAGGCCACAGUUCUUUAGGAGAAUACUAUGUUACAGUUUCAAAAUAUUUGCUUUCUUGGGAUGGGAAAUGCUAUCCAAUUUCACUUAUUGUCCAAAAACUAAAAGGGAACAGGCGCAGAAAGAUUGUCUUUUUCAGUUUUUUCAUCCGUUUUUAGUUGUUCAAAUCAGUGCAGUCUCUUCACUCCCUGCGCAUUGGUUCAAAGGGCCUUGUGGAAGAAGACAAGAAAAGAGCCAUUUGGCCCAGAUCAGCCACAAGAGACCUUGGAUCUCUCUUUAAUGCAGGAGGGAAAAAGAAGCUGCACCAGACUAGUCAGCAGUUAAGGGCAGAGAGGCAGAGUGGUUGUGGCACGGGAGGUUUUGAUUCUGGAAACAUGAAACACAGAGUUCAACUUCUGACCUCCGAGUGGAGCCUGGUCAUCCGAAAGGAUUUCAGCUGCAUCAGAUCUGGCAUCCCACCCCGUGUCCCGUAGGGAUGGCCUUUGUUAUAGAAUGACUUGUGAAAAGGGCCACGGGUUUCUCUGCGAGUUCUGGCUUUUUAAUUAUAAAAUGGGGAAGCUAUUUAUUUAGUAAGGUAGGGCACAAGCUGGGCUUUUUGGGUUCUGCACGUUCACAUCCAUUGUGAAGGUUCUGGAAGAAGCUGCUCUUGAAACGAAAUUCUUCCUGUCUAGCCAGAUGUAGGCGGUAGUUGACAGCUUAUAUGUGAUUUAAUUCUCAUGGUGUAAUUAAUACCUUAUUUUGUAUUAUUACCUAUUAAAUUAAUUUUAUUUUGUUGCAUACUUGUUGGGGUUUUGAAGAGUAAAACUGUUCUCUCUAUAUAUAAAUUACUUCUUUGUGUUUCUUACUGA